UGCUUUACGUUUCAAUGUUCCUAAUUGUUAUUGGUUAGGUAAAAUCAAAUUCGACUAGAUAUUCGUAGUGAAAACGAAACGUUUUUAACUAGAAUCCGAGCAAAAAUCACACGAAGAAAAGUCGAAAAGUUCGACAAAAUUCAACGACGUUCGCUGAGUUCAACAAACGAACGAGAGAAAAAAAUCCCAAAAUAAACACAAGGCGUGCAUACAAUGAAAACAUUCUAUAAGCCUGACGAGAUGGAGUCAGAUGAUUUGGAUGAAUUGGAAGAACAAAACGAGACAAAUGACGAUAUUUUGAUUGGUUUUGCUGAUGAAGGCGAUGAGGUGGAGAUCGGUGGUGUUGUCCUUGCCGAAGCGACCGAUUCGGAUGACAGUUUUUCGGAAAAUGAUUCAAUCGAAGAAAGUGAUUUCAUUGUCGAUACAACGGACAACGACGAUGACGACGACGACGACGAUGACACAAUGAAAAAUUCGAAUCAAGGUAGUAAUGAAACACAAAGACACCGAAACAGUGCGGAUGCAGCGGCGUCAACAAGUGCCGAUGCUGAGGAAGGAGAUGAUGUAAUUGCAAAAAUUCUGGCAAACACAAAAACACUGCGUACACAUCCGCCGACGAUUUCAAUCGACGAUUAUGUGGUUGAUCUAUCGUUUCAUCCGACAGAAGAUAUUCUAGCGGCCGGCACCAUUAGCGGCGACGCUGUAAUCUACAAAUACUCCGUCGAUGGAAAUGUACUGGCAAACACAUUGGAAUUACACGUUAAGGCAAUUCGUGACAUUGAAUUCAAUCAUGAUGGCAACGUUCUAUAUUCCGCAUCAAAAGACCGUAGCAUUCUAAUGACAGACAUGGAAACGGGCAAAUUUAUACGUUGCUAUGAACAGGCGCACGAACAGCCGGUGAGCCAAAUGAAUGUGUUCGAUGAAAAUCUAUUUGCCACCGGUGAUGACGACGGUACGGUCAAAGUGUGGGACAUUCGAGAAAAGGGUAACAAUCCAAUUUUCUCAUUGAAAGAAGUGGAUGAUUAUAUCACAUCGAUCCUAACAAACGAUGCAAAAAAGAUGCUACUCACAACAAGUGGCGAUGGCUAUUUGACGGCGAUAAACAUUGGCUCGAGAAAAUUAUCCGUUCAAUCGGAACCGUAUGACGAGGAAUUGACGUGCAUGGGCCUAUUCAGAAAUGAUUCAAAAUUAGUGGUGGGCACAUCGAAAGGGCGACUCUACACAUUUAACUGGAAUGAAUUUGGCUACCAUAACACAAUGUACCCUGGGCCCAAAACACCAAUGUCGCACAUGAUUCCGGUCACCGAUCGAGUUGCUGUGGUUGCGGGCGAAGAAGGUGUAUUACGUGCAUUGCAUUGUAUUCCAGGCCGUAAUCUCGGUGUUGUCGGUCAACAUUCAUUAGCGGUUGAUGCGAUGGACAUAGACCAGAGUGGUGAAUAUAUCGCAUCGUCGGCCGAUAACAAUGAAAUCAAAUUCUGGAAUAUAAAAUACUUUGAAGAUCUCGACGACAUCAAAUAUAAUGAGAAGCACAACAAAUCCAAAGAAAAAAACCACAAUCUCCCUUCAUCAAAACGGGAAAAUGCUGGCGAUUUCUUCAGCGAUUUAAUUUAAGAGAUAAAUAGCGCAUCAUUAAUGAUUUUAUCUUUUUUUUCUUUUUUUUUCUUGUUAAGUUCAAUAAGUUUAUUCACAUUGUUCAAAUCCCUCCUUUUUUGUAAACAAAAAAACGAACAAACAAGAUAAUAUUAAAUAUUUCCACUGGAAUCAAAGGAUUCAUGAAUAUAAA
Messenger RNA from Sitodiplosis mosellana (orange wheat blossom midge), 1783 nucleotides. RefSeq names its product WD repeat-containing protein 55 homolog. The record is from RefSeq and is a predicted model, not a curated record. The transcript has 3 exons. Gene Ontology annotation, molecular function: protein binding. The coding region runs from base 214 to 1611 and encodes 465 amino acids. Lineage: Eukaryota; Metazoa; Arthropoda; Insecta; Diptera; Cecidomyiidae.